AUGGACUCUGCAUACGAUCACAUACAAGAGGAGGCCUACCCCCAGGACCCAGCCCCGCAAUCUCAGGCUACCAAAGACACCACCGCGCCCGCAUCCAACAACUUCCAAAGCGAGGUACAAGAUGCAUACAAGGCGAUUUCGAGCAGCCCAUGGGCCGCACGUCUUGGCGGUUUCCUCGGUACAGUGAAGAAGCAGGUUCGUGGUCUUUCGAGCGUAUUAAAGGAAGCUUCCCUAACACAUGACAAUGAUCAGGGCGAGCAAUACUACGAUGGAGCAAGCAAGCAAGCAACAGCGGGCAUUACAAACAUCAUGAAACAUACGCGCAACCUUUCCGUCAACGCCGGCGAAGCUUCGUCUACCGAUGCCGAGACCACACCGUCUACGUCCAGAGCCGCCGCCGAGCAAGACCUAGAUGCGCACCCCGACCGCCCAGAGUCGCUCCCCGCAGACAUUGUUAAGGAAGCAGAGGGCAUGUUGAGUCGCUUUCGCGCCGAAGCGGCCAAACGCCUCAAAGACAUCGAGAAAGCCGAAGACGCCGCCGACGAAGCCCUUCUGAAGUUCGGCACCAACAUCCGCUCCUUCCUCCGCGACGCCGUGACGAUUGCGCCGCCCAGCGAAGAUGCCUCAGGAAACCCAGGCGCGGUGCUUUUCGAAUCGAAGGAUAGCUCUGGCAAGAAGGUGGUGCACGCUACGCGUUUCGAUGCACAGCUACACGUUAUUCAUUCGUCCUUGGAUUCGUUUCUUAAGGACCCUGUGAGCCCCGAAUGGGAAGCUUGGAGGAAUGGGUUCAACGUAGAGAAAAAGACGGAUGAGAUUGCGCAGGACCUGGAGAAGCACGCAGAGCUGAGGACAGCCAUGGAGAAAUUAGUGCCUGAAAGGGUCGAGUAUGGUGCGUUUUGGGAGAGGUACUACUUCUUGAGGCAUGUCAUUGAGAGUGAGGAGCAAAGGCGGAGGGAGAUGCUCAAGGCAUCCGCGCCAACCGAGGAAGAAGUGGGAUGGGACGAGGACUCCGAGUCCGAUGCUGAUGAGACGUCCACUUCUACGCCCCAAGCCGCAAAAUCCGCUACAAACCUUGCCGCCUCACAGGGAACGCUUAAACCGGCUGCAGAAGACAUGCUGAAGCCUGCGCAACCGCGGCGAUCAAACGAUGAGAAGAGCGUAGCAGACAGUGAUGCGAGCUACGAUCUAGUGAGCGGGGCAACAAGCCGUGCACCAGGCAGUCCGCAGGAGAAGAAGAAGGCUGUGACUGAGGAGAGCGACGAGGAAGAUUGGGAGUAG
Messenger RNA from Didymosphaeria variabile, 1278 nucleotides. RefSeq lists its product as uncharacterized. The record is from RefSeq and is a predicted model, not a curated record. The transcript has 2 exons. Gene Ontology annotation, cellular component: cytoplasm. Lineage: Eukaryota; Fungi; Ascomycota; Dothideomycetes; Pleosporales; Didymosphaeriaceae. The coding region runs from base 1 to 1278 and encodes 425 amino acids.